Haliotis rufescens (red abalone) is the source of this 4028-nucleotide messenger RNA. RefSeq names its product myogenesis-regulating glycosidase-like. The transcript is spliced from 3 exons. Gene Ontology annotation, biological process: carbohydrate metabolic process. The coding region runs from base 500 to 2533 and encodes 677 amino acids. NCBI's taxonomy places the organism in Eukaryota, Metazoa, Mollusca, Gastropoda, Lepetellida, Haliotidae. The record is from RefSeq and is a predicted model, not a curated record. Gene Ontology annotation, molecular function: hydrolase activity, hydrolyzing O-glycosyl compounds.
UUUACAGGCCGGCGUCACAAAGUUGACAUACUGCUGAAUGUUGCGUUACGCAACAACCAAAUAAUCCGUGAGGUACUCCCUUAAUGAGGUUGGUUUUAGAUGUGAAAAUUGAUUGGACUGCAAUUUUUAUCGUCUUCAUUCGAAUCUGGCACACAACGAAGCGGUGGUGAAUGGGAACAGAGCAUUUAUCCUGAUCGAUUGGAGAUACUACCCUGGAUAAUCUCGGAUGACACAGCCAGGGAACAGUAUGUUUACACUCCCCCUUCUAUAUGUUUACAACGGUGUAUAUGGUCGGGCUGCAUAAUUCUCAAUCGUCGCCAUUGUUGGUUUGACCGUGACACAGUUUCCUGUUCUUCAGUGGCAUAAGACACAAUUGACUGAGUUUACCGUUACAUAGCGCGACAGGUGCGCGAACCGACAUGUUUUGAGGUACAGGGGCGUGAGAAGCCGACUACAGCAGUUCAAGGUACUGCAGUUCAUUCGGGAAAAUACAGUUACCAUGGGAACCAAGCAGAUCAGCGGACGAUGGGCCCUCAUAUUUGCUCUGGCGGCCGUCGUCGUCGUAGCAGUCAUCACUGGGGUCGUGGUGUGGCACGUCGCGCGCACACAGCAAGAAGAAGGAACGCCACCCUCGUCACGUGACGUGUACAAGAUUGGAGAAGCUGAGCUACUUCUUCAGGAAACGAUGCAGAUGAAAAUACGCCAUAACGGCGUGCUCACCGGGGAGAUCUACAUGGGCUUAGACAGGAGCGACAUCGGCCAUGAGGAAUGCAACACCGCGUCGGACGUAUGUGUCUCGUGGGAAAGAGACCGGAAGUUGGAGAUAUACAAGACGGCAAGUGACCAGGUCACGUGCUACAAUGUCACGUGGGAGGCUGUCAACUGUGUGUCACAGGAACUGAAGGAUUGUGUUGAUCUGUCACGUGGUCACUGGUUUGGGGGAUUUGAGGACUACCACCAAUACUGGCCGAUGAAUGAGAUACAACAGGAAAUGGCGGCCUAUGUUGCGACGGAUUCCUACGCCAAGAAAUACGGCGGUGUAUUGGAGAGAUACUUCCUAUCAUCCACUGGUUUAGGUAUAUUCAUUGAUUCAAAUAUUCCCCUUUAUCUUAGUUUCAACGAUAAAAGCAGUAAACGAAUGUGUAUGUCGGCCAAGUUUGAACGCUCGCCUUACAUCAACAUCGACAACAAACCACCACGUCUCUCCUACACUGUGUGUCAAGCCAACAACAUCCGGGUGGUUCAUGACUACAUGUCCGCGAAGUACAUUCCCCGCCCUGAAGGCGUCCCUGAUCGCCGCCUGUUCCGUUCCCCUAUCUGGUCAACGUGGGCCAUGUACAAGAAAGACAUCAACCAGACACAGGUCCUACAGCUGGCUAACGACAUCGUCAGCAACGGCUUCAGUCACUCCCAGCUUGAGAUUGAUGACGACUGGACUACUUUCUAUGGUGACAUGGACUUCACAACAGACAAGUUCCCGGAUGCUCGAGGGAUGAUCUCACAACUCAAUCAAGACGGCUUCAGGGUGACCAUUUGGCUUCACCCUUUCUUUAAUAUCGAUUCUCGCGCUUUUUAUGAAGCAGCCGCACUGGGUUACCUUGUUCGAGCCCCAGAGCGCAAACUUCCGGCUCUGACAUCCUGGUGGCGGGGUCAACUGUCGGGUACACUCGAUGUCACUAACCCGUAUGCCGUGGACUGGUACGUCAAUAAGACCAACUUUCUGAAAGACACCUACAACAUUAGCUCCUUCAAGUUUGACGCCGGCGAGGUAGCAUGGCUUCCCUAUAUUUACAGUGUGAAUAGAACUUACCUAAACCCGAACGAGUACACGAGAAAAUGGGUUGACCUGGCCUACCGCACUGACCCUGAUGUAAGACACCAAGAGGUCAGGGUUGGGGCCGGAAGUCAGAAUGUACCCAUAUUUGUGCGCAUGCUGGACAAAGAUUCCGUCUGGGAUAACAACAAUGGCUUGAAGACACUUAUUCCCUGUGCACUUACCAUGGGGCUGAUUGGGUACCCGUUUAUUCUACCGGACAUGAUUGGCGGAAAUGCUUAUGACAACUCUUCCGGUUUAGAGGCACGUAAUUACCCGGAUGAAGAAUUGUUUAUAAGAUGGAUGCAGCUCAACACCUUCCUCCCAUCGCUUCAGUUCUCGGUCGUUCCUUGGGUUUACAACAACGAGACUGUCGUUGAAAUCACGCGAUAUUUCGCGGAGCUUCACGAAAAUUACACAUCAACAAUUAUAAAACUUGCUGAAGACUCGGUAAGAACUGGUGAACCAAUUAUUCGUCCGAUAUGGUGGAUAGCUCCUCAAGACGAGGCUGCGCUAACUGUUGAUUCCGAAUAUCUCCUUGGCAACGACUUGCUUGUAGCACCAGUAGUAGAGAAAGGGGCCACGUCACGUGAUGUUUACCUCCCAGAAGGCACUUGGUUUGACGAGCUCCGGAAACAGCAGGUCGAGGGAGCUCAAUGGUACCGAGACUAUCGGGCAGAACUUCACGAACUGCCGUACUUUUCAAGAAUUACAACAUAAAUUAAAAUUCGUAGGUUCCAUAUGAUGUCUACAAAAAAUGGGGGGGGGGGAUUUAUAUUUUUUAAUAUUUUGGAUUAAUAUCAGAUCUUAGUUCUCGCUGCCGCUAAACAAAGUUCUGGAGACAUCCCAUUACAGUAUACAUGAGAUGACCUUUCAUCCGACCAAUCAGAGCGUCGCUUACCAUAUCAUGCAAGUGUAAGUCAGAAUGUUUUCUGAUCUUGCAUCUUCGAAAAGGUUAACAUUGGGUAUUCCGAACGACAGUCACGGCCUCACGGUACGACUGAUUCCGUCAAAAUCAUCCGCUAUCCCACGCUUCAGUGGGAUAGACCAUUUUCAUAGCCCGUGGGAAGAACUGUCAUACAAUGUCUAUUUGACACUCCAGAAUGUUCUUUUGUUCAGUUUUCAAAUUUUGAAUCGAGAACUUUGUCAACAUAUUGUUAAAGCAUAGACUGGAAUGGAAGUCGCAAGUUCGAAAACGUGCCGUACAGCUUGAGAAAGCUGCUUUCUGAUUGACUAAUGUCGACUUCCUAUUAGUCAUUUCAUUGGUCGGUUCGCGAAAGGUCGUUCUGCCGUGGACUGUAAUGUGAUCGAUAAUAAUGUCGAGUCGAAUGUGUCGAACUCCAGAUAAGUCAAUCUGUUUCUCCGGUCUCUCGGAGUUCCAAGAAACUGUAGUUCAUAAAUAUUGAGUAAUCAGACAUAAAACAUGAAUAAACGACUUUAAUCAGACUGGCCACUGACACGGGACGAGUCACACCACGACUCAACAGUUAACAGGCGCGGAUGGGUAGCCUAGUGGUUUUAAGCGUUAGCUCGUCACGACGAAGACCGGGUUCGAUCUCCAACUUGGGUACAAUGUGUGACGGCAUUUCUGGUGUCCCCCGCCGUGAUAUUGCUGGAAUAUUGCUAAAAGCGGCGUAAAACAUACUCACUCAACAAGCGACAUUAUCUGGCUGUAUUUUAGGCCUGAAGUACAUGUGUUUGUUUCUAACUUUUGACCAGAAGUGGAGCGAGCACUCUUUCAAAGCGUUGUUAUCCCAAAACGAGGAUUACAUUACUUGCUCACCUUAACAUCACUGUGAUGUCCUUAAAUUUUUAUAUUGCGAGUACAUUGAACAAAGAUGAUGAAGUGCAGUAGUAAGACGGAUGUCGCGUAUAAAACAGAAUACCGUUGUGACAUAUGAAGGUCACGUGUUAUCCAAGGUCUUCCAGUUUUUAGAUAACGAUCCAUGACUUUCUUUAAAUGACCUCCUCUGCUUGUGUUUAUCCACAGAUUUCACGUACCAGGCCCGGUGCUAUCUGAAUGUGUAUAAAGGUUUAAGCACAAUAUUAAAUAACCUACUCGGCUGGUUUCUGCAUACAUAGUAAAAGUUAGCUGCCGCCACAGUAUCCCCUCGGCCUUAUAUCUGUUAUUAUCAGCCGUUGUACGUGACACUGCUGGGGCUACGGCUUCAUGUCCGAUUGGCUUCAUAUAAUAAAAUAUAUUUCAAAACAUUUA